AUGAACGGUAUCGAAGAGACCUUGGAGCAUGCCCUUUGGGCACCGCCCGUCUACGACAUGAGUCGCAGCCCACGGAAGUUGUAUGCUACCCAUUUGCCACAAAGCCAGGUCGACGGCGGCCGCGAUAGCUUCACUGUCUUUGCUCGCAUGGCCAAAUGGUGUCCCGACGGCUCAGUCGCGCUCGCUCAAUGCGAAGAUGCGUCAUUCAGACCUACAGAAAUGCUCGGCAUCUGUAGAGAUGCCGUGCUUCCGUCUUCCCUGCCUGCGUGCUUGAGGCAAUCGGCUCCCAUCCUCGAUUACGCAUGGUAUCCCACCGCCCAUUCACGAGACCCAGCUUGCUUCUGCUUUGUGGCGUCAGUACGCGAGUGCCCGGUGAAGCUACUGAACGCAUCUGAUGGAAACCUUCGCGCUUCAUAUCGCAUAGUCGAUCACCGUGAGCGACAUAUUGCGCCGCACAGCGUGGCGUUCAACAUCGGUGCCAAUAAACUCUAUUGCGGCUUCGAGGACGCGAUAGAAGUUUUCGACGUGCAGCGUCCCGGAGAAGGCAUCCGAUUGCGCACGACGCCUUCGAAGAAAAGUAGAGACGGUCUCAAAGGCAAGUUUUCCCGCAUGUCGAUAACCCUGGGAGCGCAGACGUACUCAGAGCGAUGCUUAUCGGUAGGAAUCGUAUCGGCGCUAGCGUUCGCGCCAGACGUGGCAUCCGAUCUCUACGCUGCGGGUACUCUCAGCCCCUCCUCACCCACUGCCUCCAACAUCGCGAUUUUCUCUGAGGCUCAUGGAGGAGUCCCUCUCACGUUUGUUGGAGCCGAGGAUCUGCAAUCAAGCGGUGGAGCGGGAUAUGGGGUGCGGGCUAGCGUUUCUCAGUUGAUGUUCAAUCCCGGGAGACCUUACUUGCUAUACGCGUCCUUCAGACGCAUGGACGAGAUUUAUUGUUGGGAUCUGAGAGGCGACAUGUGCCGCCCGAUAGAGGUCUUCAGCACGCAGGCCACGCAGCUGAUCAGCGGGAGAACUCCGAGGUCCCUGACAAACCAGAGGCUCCGCUUUGACAUAGACUACGCGGGGAAGUGGCUCGCCGUUGGGGACACAGAGGGUACCAUCUUCGUGUUCGAUCUCGCCCCACGAAGCGAUACAGUUGUGAGUGCGAACAGCAAAGUUGGCCCUACUCCAAGCACACUGCCAGUGCCACGAACUUUGCCCACUAUGCGGUAUCAUGCUCAUGACGAUGCGAUAGGCUCUGUAGCGUUUCAUCCGCUCCGGUCUUUACUGCUGUCAGUGUCAGGGUCACGUCAUUUUGACAGUGAUUCAAGUCCAGUAUCAUCGUCUGCCUCAGGCUCCGAAGAGGAAAUAGACGACGGUGAACUCAUAGAACAAGCGGAAACACCACCAAGGACACGUGCCGUGUCAAGGCGUCGCACUAUACCACAGCCGACUGCAUCAGACACCACGAUCAGCUUGUGGAGUUGCCCGCCGGAGAUGCAGAGCGAAACGUAG
Molecule: messenger RNA, 1491 nt
Organism: Dichomitus squalens LYAD-421 SS1
Lineage: Eukaryota; Fungi; Basidiomycota; Agaricomycetes; Polyporales; Polyporaceae
Exons: 8
Coding region: 1-1491 (496 amino acids)
Molecular function (GO): protein binding
Source: RefSeq, a predicted model, not a curated record